ACCGUCUCAGUUGCCUCUCCCUCCCUCCCUCCCUCUCUCUCUCUGCGUCGAUCGGAGAGAUGGGUGUUGAUCUGGAAUCGUUGUCGGAGGCGACAUCCGGAGCCAUUGGAUCGCUUCUGAGCACGACAAUCUUAUACCCUCUGGAUACGUGUAAAUCCAAGUACCAAGCCGAAGCUCAAGCUCGUGGUCAGCAGAAGUACAGAUACCUCUCGGAUGUCUUGUGGGAAGCAGUUGCUAAAGGACAGGUUAUGUCGCUGUACCAAGGCCUGGGGACUAAGAAUCUGCAGUCCUUCAUUUCGCAGUUUGUGUAUUUCUAUGGAUAUAGCUAUUUCAAAAGGUUAUAUACUGAAAGGACUGGUUCGAAAUCGAUAGGGACUAAGGCAAAUCUGCUUAUUGCUGCUGCUGCCGGGGCUUGUACCUCUAUCAUCACCCAGCCUCUAGACACGGCCUCAUCGAGGAUGCAGACGAGUGAGUUUGGAAGAUCUGAAGGGCUUUGGAAGACCCUGACGGAGGGCACUUGGGGAGAUGCAUUUGAUGGCCUAGGGAUUUCUCUCUUAUUGACCUCGAAUCCUGCGAUUCAGUAUACAGUGUUUGAUCAGCUGAAACAGCGUCUCCUUAAACAAGCAAAGGCAAAAGCCAAGACCGAUUCUUCCCCGGAAGCCCUCUCCGCCUUCAUGGCAUUCUUGUUAGGUGCGGUUUCCAAAAGUAUUGCCACCGUCAUCACAUAUCCAGCGAUAAGGUGCAAGGUGAUGAUUCAAGCCGCCACGAAUGACUCAAAGGAAAAUGAGGCCAAGAAAGGCUGGAGAAGGAUCAAGAAAACAAUCCAUGGGGUUGCCUAUUCCAUAUGGAGAAAAGAAGGGGCAUUAGGGUUCUUCAAGGGCUUGCAGGCUCAGAUCCUGAAGACAGUUCUAAGCUCUGCCCUGCUUCUGAUGAUCAAGGAGAAAAUCGCCUCAACGACAUGGAUUCUGAUCCUAACUAUCCGAAAGUCUCUGUUUCUCACAAAGGGUAGGCUGAAAAGUCCAUGAUUCUCUGGGCUUGAUUUGCAGUUAAGAUCUCAGUUUAUCUGUCAGUGUCUGAAAUUCGGGGCAAGACAAGAACUCAACAAGAAGUGGUAUAUCCUCAUGUUUCUCCUUUCAAGAGAUUUCUGAAUUUCCAUUUGGUGAUGAUCACAAGGAUCUGAGGUUAAUGGGAGUUUAGAGAGAGAUC
Messenger RNA from Tarenaya hassleriana, 1206 nucleotides. RefSeq names its product peroxisomal adenine nucleotide carrier 1-like. The record is from RefSeq and is a predicted model, not a curated record. Gene Ontology annotation, cellular component: peroxisomal membrane. Gene Ontology annotation, biological process: ADP transport; fatty acid beta-oxidation; ATP transport. NCBI's taxonomy places the organism in Eukaryota, Viridiplantae, Streptophyta, Magnoliopsida, Brassicales, Cleomaceae. The coding region runs from base 60 to 1025 and encodes 321 amino acids. Gene Ontology annotation, molecular function: ATP transmembrane transporter activity; ADP transmembrane transporter activity. The transcript is spliced from 5 exons.